AUGGCCACUGAUACCAGCAACUCAUUUAUGCACUUGGUAAGACCACAUGUGCUAGCACCAGCAGCUGGAUCCGCCAACGGACCUGCCAAAGUCAAGAUUUACGCGUCAGCCUUGAUCACCAUAUUGGAAAUUGUUGCUAAACAAGCAUUGAACAAGAGAAUAAUUGGUACCUUGUUAGGUAUAAGAUCAGACAAUGGAUUAGAAGUGGAGAUCAGAAAUGCUUUCAUGGUUCCAUGUGAUGAAACUGGUGAUUCUAUUGCCAUUGAAGAUCAAGCACAUAAAUCAUUAUUUCAUUUGUAUAAGAAAUCACAUCCCAAGGAAUCUGUUUUGGGGUGGUUUGGUAGUAUGAAUGAAAUUGAUGAUACCACUUCAUUAAUUCAUGAUUUCUAUUCCAAGGGAGUUGAUCGUGCAUUUCCAUACCCAGCAAUUUAUUUAAAUGUUGAAUAUAUCAAUGAUAAAGGACAAAUAACACUGCCACAGAUAAUAACGUAUAUUGGUGCUGCUGUUGGUAAACCUGCUGCCAAGGCCAACGUCCAAAUUGGCUGGAACAAGACUGCCAAUGUCAAUAACUCAUACAUUUUCACCCCUAUCCCCAAUGAAGUAGUUGAUGGAACCAAUACAGAAAAACUUGCUUAUAAAUCAUUACAAAAUGCCACCAUUGAUGAUGAUGAAAAUGCAACCAUUUCAUCAAUAAUUGAUGGGAAACAUCCAUUUUUUGCUCAAAAUUUGCAACAGGUUCAAAAAAACGUUGCCAAUUUGAUUGCGUAUAUUGAUUCCCAUGCCACUGUUAGUAAUAACUCAGAUGAGAAUCUUGAUUUAUUGAGGAAGUUGAGUAAUACAUUGUUGACGAAACCGCCAAUCUUGACUGAUGUUGAAGAAUUGAACAAGUUGUUUGAUAACUUUAAUCAAGACGUUAUUAUGAUUGAGUAUUUGACUAAAGCAGUUAAGGAUCAAAUUGAAUUGAGUGCAAGGUUAACAGCUAGUUCGGAAGCUGACAAGAGAAAUUAA
Lodderomyces parapsilosis is the source of this 1008-nucleotide messenger RNA. RefSeq lists its product as uncharacterized. Gene Ontology annotation, molecular function: translation initiation factor binding; metallopeptidase activity; translation initiation factor activity. The transcript has a single exon. Gene Ontology annotation, biological process: translational initiation. The record is from RefSeq and is a predicted model, not a curated record. The coding region runs from base 1 to 1008 and encodes 335 amino acids. Gene Ontology annotation, cellular component: eukaryotic translation initiation factor 3 complex, eIF3m. Lineage: Eukaryota; Fungi; Ascomycota; Pichiomycetes; Serinales; Debaryomycetaceae.